Dendronephthya gigantea is the source of this 2380-nucleotide messenger RNA. RefSeq lists its product as uncharacterized. NCBI's taxonomy places the organism in Eukaryota, Metazoa, Cnidaria, Anthozoa, Malacalcyonacea, Nephtheidae. The record is from RefSeq and is a predicted model, not a curated record. The transcript is spliced from 5 exons. The coding region runs from base 669 to 2231 and encodes 520 amino acids.
GUAUGCCUUGGCACAGAAUGCAAUCCUCCUAUUCAACAUUUAUUCUUGCUUAAGCUUUUUUGUCUUUGCUUUGCCACUUAGUGAGCACCUCACUCUUGGAUUUAGGCCAUAUUGCUGAGAAUUUCCAGGGGGAGAUUGCUUCCUGAGAGGGAUCUCCUAAGUCGAUAACGAUUAGCGCUAUAACACAUGCACAAACAAUGGAAAUGACUCUCAUAUAAAAUCAUCAUUAUACGGUUGCUGUCAUUCCCGAAAAACAACUAUAUAACACACCCUUCAAAAGACACGCGUUAUUUGAACAACUUUGACUAAAAUGUAAUACAAUUGCAAGGAAAAGAUCUUUGACUACACGAGCCGCGAUCUCGUGCUUUCAAUAUUACACCAAUAAAGCAAAACAGCAUCUUACAUGUCCUAAUUAUAUUCAUAAUUGUUUUGCAGACCUUAAGAAACGAAGGCUCUCGUGUUUCAAAAGCAAACGGAAACGGUGACGUUUUUUAUUGUACUUACACAAUGGAACAAAAUACGUAAAUGCUAAACAGCGAGAAGAUAUGAACAUUUUGUUCAUUUGCCCUUGUGUGAGUAGGAGUGAAGUCUGUGAACAUCACAACCCAGAGUAUCACUGGUCUUCGUAAUUCGUAUAAAUUUACUGUUCGAAGAAGUUCAUUAAAGUAAUGGCGUUAGAUUCUUCGCUUGGUGAUGCUUUCCUGUUUAUCUGCAUUGCUUUAUGUUUGACAGCUGUAAGAAGUUCAGAUGAUUGGAUCUCCGUCAGAAAGGUAACGCCCGACCCAGACUUCGUAAGAGUAGGACAAAGCUUGAAAAUCAGACUUGAUAUUGACGGCCUGGAUUUGUAUCGAGGGAACACAACUGGAUACUGGGCCUUUUCUCCAGACUUUACGGAACGUAGCUAUGUUCGCGAGCUGCAGAUGGUACGACAACUUGGUUCAAGCAGUGAAGUUUAUUUCUCCUACGAUACUGCAAGAGUUUCACGAGAAAGAUAUAUUGAUUUAGUUGUGAAGAAUAUGACCCUAGCUGAUUCCGGUGUUUAUCGUUGCAAGUUCCGGAGACCACCUCGUCCUUGGAGCAUUAGAGUGGAAUUUCGCGUCAUAGUUGAAGAGGAGGAGAUGAACUUAUACGAUGCUGUACCACAGAUAGUCCACGUUACAAGAGGCCAAAAUUUGAAGCUUCGUCCAAGUUUACCAGAGGUAUUUGUCAGUUCUUCUGGCGAAAACUACGAAAAAUUUUGGGACUUUUCUUCUGUGUUGAGAUCGAGGAAAGAAGAAAACGCCGAUGUUAGAAUUAUCAGUUGGACAGAAAGUUCCAUAAAAGACGUAGAUAACAAGAUAUCACUCGAAGAAAAUGGAACGACUUUAGUCUUGAGAAAUACUACUUUGAAUGAGAGUGGCGUUUAUCAUUUUCGCAUGAUGAAACCGAAGUCAACCACUACAGCUAUUCAUGUUGACUUUAACGUUGAUGUUGAAGAAAAACCAGUUGCAAGCAUAACUUGCCCAAGUAUCGUGCGAUUGUUGGAAGAGCAAAGCUUUUUCUGUUUGUGCAAAGACAUUUCCCAAUCAGAAGUCACAGCUCAAGCGAUGUGGCUACGCAAUGGCCAAACGCUGAAAAACUCGAGACCUUUUCACGAGGAAGAGUUAUAUCUUGAAAAUGUCACUCGUAACGAUGAGGGAUUUUAUAUCUGCCGUGUUCGUACCGAAACAGCGAUAGUUGAAAUCUCCCUGGAAGUUCUUAUCCUGCCAGUGAAAGAAGAAAUGAAAGUUGAGAAACCAACAGUAAAGCGCCGUCCUACAUGGUUGUACCUGGCUGGAUCACUUGGCGUUGGUGUUCUCCUUGGCAUAGUUUUGGUUUUGGUCAUUAAGCAUGUUCGUGGUAAAUGUCGUAAAUCCAAAGGUGUUUAUGAAGACGUUCGUUUUAACAGCAGCGGUCUCGAAUUGGAUGUAACAGCGCAGUAUCAAGACAUGAAUAGAAAUAUGUCGUUGCAUGAAGUGGCCGACUCUGCUUCUCCGUAUGAAGUUGCUGAUCUUCCCGAAACGUAUACGACUUAUGUUAAUGUCAACCAAGCCAGCUCACCAGGCCAGGAAAUCGUUCCGGAACUGUGUUUACAAGAAGAUGAAACGAGCUUAGUUCCUGGUUACACAGACUUGGAUAAUCGAUUCAGAGUUGACUCGCAUCCAUAUCAGGACCUGCAACAAUAUUGCCUUCCAGAAAAUGUCGAGGUGUAAAUAGUUUUUCCCGAAGAUUUCCUUUAAUUUUUUGCUGCCAUUUUUACAUAUGGACCGUCUCCUGCUUGUCUGGGCAAUUUCAGAACCACAAGAUGGGAGCAACAACUGUAACUGAAGCUUGUAAAUAAUGAAAAUAUUGUGUAUUGUUA